AUGAGCGUUUCUGCGAAAACCUCGAAACCGAAAACUCCGGCAAAGCAACCAGAUGUCAAGGAGGUGGCACUGGAAACCUUCCAGUCGAUGGACGUGGAUAAAUCGGGCAAGGUGAGCUUCGCCGAGUUCAAAAAAGCCAUGGAGAAGAGAGGAGGGCAGAAGUUGUCGAUGACUGCGUUGAGGGCAUUUUUCGACUCAUUUGAUAAAGACAAAGAUGGAGAGCUAAGCCUCGAGGAAAUUGAGAACCUCGUACUUUAA
Echinococcus granulosus is the source of this 258-nucleotide messenger RNA. RefSeq lists its product as hypothetical. The transcript has 2 exons. Lineage: Eukaryota; Metazoa; Platyhelminthes; Cestoda; Cyclophyllidea; Taeniidae. Gene Ontology annotation, molecular function: calcium ion binding. The record is from RefSeq and is a predicted model, not a curated record. Bases 1 to 258 code for a protein of 85 amino acids.